AUGGCGAUACUUCAAAAUCUCCAAGAAGAGGAUAUCGAAUGGAAGGCCCCUUGGAUGGUUUCUGAUGAGAUUCUCUACCGAUGUGGGAGUUAUGAUUGGGUCCCUUUGUUGGGGAUUUGGGGAGCCGUUGGAUACGCCCCUCUACUAGUAUUGAGGCAAUAUAGAUCAAGACAAUUUAUAUCGAUGACGCAAGGGCUAGCUCAGAGCGGGUUCUCGUAUGGGGAGAAAGACUCCAAGAAAAAGAGUCGUGAGAUUUAUAAUGCCUGGAACCAAACUUGCCGGAUAAAGAGAGUUGCUGUGAAUCCAAUGGUAACUCCUGAAUAUAACGAAUGGUGGAGUAGAAGGGUUAAUGAUAAUAUCCCGAGGCCGAAUUUAGAAGAAGUUCGACCGAUAGAGGAAUAUCUGCGAGUGAAAACCUCAGAGUUAGAAAGGAAAAUAGAGCAGUUGGAGGAGGAAAAAGUAUACUUAAAGUUGGAUGUUGAUGUUCAAAAAUCCGAGGCUGAGAAUUUGAGAAAGAGAAAGAGAGAAGUUGAGGAGGACCUAGACAGUCUGAAGACUGAUUACAAGCAGCUGCAUAAGUCAAUAAGAAAUGCUGGUUUGGGUAAAACGUCUGAACAGUGGAGGCAGGAAAUUCAAGAGGAAAAGGCUAGGAUUGAUUGGUGGGAAAGAAAGUUCCACGAUGCUCAAGCUCGAGAAGUCACUUGUAAAAAGAGUUUGAAUGAUAGCCAGAAUGAAAAACAGGUGUUAAGAGCUCAGGUGGAGGAGUUAGAAACGGCAUUACAGCAACAUCGGUGUCGUAACUCAGUAAUUGAAUUAAGAGCUAGUCUAAGCAAGAUCGAGAAUUUGAAGGGGAAAGUAGAAGAACUUGAUGCUACACUUCAGAACUGUGAGAAUCAAAUUGAAUUAUUGGAAGCAAAUAAUGAGCAACUAGGGGAGCAACUUCACCGAUCUCAGGAUCAGGUCCGAGAUAGGGAUUACUUAAUGGGUGAAGCUAUAGCUCAGAUACGAGAGGUGGCUGAUCACUUACAGACUUUGGCGGUCCAAGCAGAUGUGCUAGGAGUUAAAUAUGAGUUAGAAUCAGAUCGGGGGCGAGAGUUAGCCUGCCUUCUUAGGAAAGUAAAAGCUUUGGGUGUUAGGGCAAGACCGUAUAUGUAA
This is a messenger RNA of Gossypium arboreum, 1155 nucleotides long. RefSeq lists its product as uncharacterized. The coding region runs from base 1 to 1155 and encodes 384 amino acids. NCBI's taxonomy places the organism in Eukaryota, Viridiplantae, Streptophyta, Magnoliopsida, Malvales, Malvaceae. The record is from RefSeq and is a predicted model, not a curated record. The transcript has 2 exons.